CAAGCGGACCGCUUGUUGGCUUUAAAAAGAUACCAACUGAUUUCUGGCCCUUUAAAACGUGUAACUGGAAAAACAAAAUCUGUUUUACGAGAUAAAUUGGAAUUGUAACUAUUUCGAAACCUCCGGUAUUGUAUUCCAACUCUCCCCGUGCAUGUAGUGACAAACAAUGUCGAAGAAAUAGCUCCCCAGAUGCUAUACUGAAGUUCGGCUACUCUUGUUUAGUUGGAUAAUUGUAACGGUUAUGAUGGAGGAUCAGCACAAUGUUACCCCGAAAAAGAAAUCACUGGAGGCCGACUCGUUUCUGAAGUCACUGGCCAAAUUUACCGCCCCGGCUAGCAACAGUCCCAAGCUACCAUCUAUCAAGGACUUUUGUAUCCUGAAACCGAUCAGCCGGGGAGCUUUCGGGAAAGUUUUUCUUGGUUACAAAAACAAUGACCACAACAAGUUGUUCGCUAUCAAGGUGAUGCGCAAAUCGGAGAUGAUAAACAAGAACAUGGUGUCCCAAGUUAUCACCGAACGAAACGCCCUGGCCUUAUCGCGGAGUCCCUUCUGCGUCACUCUGUACUAUUCACUGCAAACCAUUUCUUCGGUUUAUCUGGUGAUGGAGUACAUGGUUGGAGGAGAUCUAAAAUCUCUGCUUGCCAUGUAUGGAUUCUUUGAGGAGUCUGCGGCCAGAUUUUACGCGGCCGAGAUCUGUCUAGCCUUGCAGUAUUUGCAUCGGCACGGUAUUGUCCAUCGCGACAUAAAACCAGAUAACAUGCUAGUAGCGGCAAGUGGCCACGUGAAGCUGACGGACUUCGGACUCAGCAGGAUCGAGAUGCGUCGGGACCUAGAGAUUUCGGAUUUGAUAAAUUGUUCGCCAAAUUUAAACGCUCGCACACCCGGCCAACUGCUAUCGCUCACGUCUCAUCUAUCGUUUGGGUCCCACGAAAAAAGGCAACAAGAACUUAUCGCCGACAAAGAACCUUUGCACGUUACUUCGGACCAGGAAUCAGAUUCAUCUUUCACAAACUCUAAACAGAACGAUAGUAAAAUGUCCGGUGUUAGUCCGUUUUAUUCCGCCGAGCAAAACGGCAGCCUUAUCGAAGGUUUCAAAGACUACCGAAUAUCGGUGGAACAGGACCGAACGACAGAUUUGACGUCGUCCUAUUAUACGUGCAAUUCGAGUGUUGAUGGUAGAGGCAGUAGCGGAAGCUACGAAUCACUGCAAAAUACUGAUAGUCUUCCGAAUCCUGUUAAGAUAACGAUUAAUCACACCCAAGAGGGGAAAUGUGGUAAACAAUCUAUGCGCGUCACUAGUAAUAAGGAAAACAUAGACAUUAGUAAUACGUCAGCGCCAGCUAGCGGCGAGGACCGGAAGAUGAAAGAUUCCAUGGAUUAUUUGCUAGAGAUUCCCGGUCACAAAUCGCAUAAAACUCAUGUCAGCAACGAUUCGGGAGUAUCCAGUAGGAAAAGUGACAUAUCCAACAUUCCUGCUGAGCUUUCCGCAAUUGAGAAAGCUGAAUGUUCCAAUAACAGCAACAAAGAUGAAUACUCGUGUUCGGAUUUUUCUCGGAGUUACAGCGUUAGUAAUAUAAACGAAUCGACUAGUUCAAAACUUCACUACGAUUCUCCAGUGAAAAAUGGAUCUCGCUGCUUCAAACUUCCCGAAUGCUUCAGAGGCAUUAAACGGCGACGGCAUCCCGUGAGUCGGGUGGAUUCGUUGGCUUCCGAUCCGGACGGAAGCUCAACCAGUACCGGUUUGACGCAGGAAAUAGACGUCCUCGAUAUAGGCAGCAGUACGCCGAAAAAACGGAAAGCCACCUCUCCGGCUAUCAAGGGUGUGCUCAAGGUUCGGUCCCUAUCGGAUGAUGAGAUGCCGCUGACAAAUGAUCACCUCGGAACGGUUCUGUUUUCAACGCCGGUUUCAUCGCAAAAAAUCCGCCGCGAAGGUGGCCAGCUGGGGAAGCUUAAAAGCACCAGAUUUGCUCUGCCAUCCUCCGUCGAGCAGACAAGAAAGGUGCAACCUUUUUUGAAAAUAACCGAUGAAUCUGUGAUGUCCCCAAUUUGUACAAAUCAAAGCACAUCGGUUGUCCAAAAUACACCCAAGACUGUCAAGACGCCUUUCCGGACGCCAAAAUCCGUGCGUAGAGCACCGAUCGGAUCAGACGAAAGAAUACUAGGAACUCCAGACUAUCUCGCCCCGGAAUUGUUGCUUCAACAUGGACAUGGUCCUGCAGUCGAUUGGUGGGCUUUAGGCGUUUGCCUUUACGAGUUCAUGACAGGUGUUCCACCAUUUAAUGACGAAACGCCGCAGAAAGUGUUUGAAAAUAUUCUCAGUCGGAACAUUGAGUGGCCCCAGGACGACGAAUCGCUAUCAGCAGAAGCCGUCGAAGCCGUAGAACAGCUUCUCGAAAUGGAUCCCCAAAAACGGCCACAGGCUCAGCAAAUGCAGGAAAUGGCCUUCUUCGAACCGAUCCAAUGGGAUUCCCUGGAAAGUUCCGCUCCUCCAUUUGUACCUAAUCCCGAUGAUCCACAAGACACCGGCUAUUUCGAGGCGCGCAAUGUGAUGCAACAUCUGAAGCUGUCCAACUUCGAUCUGGACGCAUACUGAUCAGAGCGAGAUGUUUGCGCGGUAAAUCGAAUGGAGGCGGACGCUGGGUGUCUCCCAAAUUACGAGAUAAUUUUGCUACUCGUCGGGGUCAAUUUAAUUAGACAGUUUUAGAAGUUUUUGAAUGACUUUUUACUUUUGAGAACGGCUAAAUGUUAUGCCUUAUCCGGACUAUAACCUGUUGUAAUUAGUGCUAAGUGCCAUAGGGCAAACAACUGGGUCUUAUACCCUAUAGAAUAUU
Uranotaenia lowii is the source of this 2831-nucleotide messenger RNA. It is a transcript of the gene gwl, whose product is annotated as serine/threonine-protein kinase greatwall. The coding region runs from base 242 to 2593 and encodes 783 amino acids. Gene Ontology annotation, cellular component: nucleus. Gene Ontology annotation, molecular function: ATP binding; protein serine/threonine kinase activity. NCBI's taxonomy places the organism in Eukaryota, Metazoa, Arthropoda, Insecta, Diptera, Culicidae. The record is from RefSeq and is a predicted model, not a curated record. The transcript has 6 exons. Gene Ontology annotation, biological process: intracellular signal transduction; peptidyl-serine phosphorylation.